AUGACAGCCACCUCUGUCUUCGCUGGAGUGAUACUGGUUACGCUGAUGGUGGCGUCCACCAGCAAUGGCGCCGAAUUUCCGUCUGGAUACACUCUUUGCAAACAGGACGACGAAAAAUGUUUGUUCGAAAGGAUUGCCACCACAUUCGCCAAGCACAGCAAAGGCAUCCCGGAGGUGAAUCUGGUCGCGCUGGAUCCGCUCAUAAUCGAAAAGAUGGACAUCGUGCAAGGCGAAGGUCCGAUCAACAUCGUGCUCAACUUUAAGAACGUAGAACUUACGGGUUUGUCGCAGAGUGCGAUAAAGAAGGCUAAUGGUUUCACUGCCGAUCCGACCAGGAUGGAGCUCGGAAUCUUGGUCCCGGCUGCUUCACUGGUAGGCGGCUACAAAAUCAAUGGCAAGGUGCUGAUUUUACCCAUUCAGGGCGAAGGACACAGCAAUAUGACUAUGGAAAACUGCCAUAUCCAACUGAAGUGGACAGGAAAGCUAGUGGACCAUGCCAACGGUAAAAAAUACUACCAGAUGGACAAACUGAAAGCGACAUUCGACACAACUCGGUUCUAUAUGAGCUUUUCCAACCUGUUCAAUGGCGAUAAGGCGCUAGGGGAUAAUAUGAAUCAGUUCCUGAACGACAACUGGCAGGACAUCUUAAAGGAACUGAAACCGGCGAUCGUGAAUGCCUUCGUGCAAAUAUUCCAGUCGGUCAUAUCGAAUGUCUUUAACAAAGUACCGUACACUGAAAUGUUCCAGUGA
Molecule: messenger RNA, 750 nt
Organism: Wyeomyia smithii (pitcher-plant mosquito)
Lineage: Eukaryota; Metazoa; Arthropoda; Insecta; Diptera; Culicidae
Product: protein takeout-like
Exons: 4
Coding region: 1-750 (249 amino acids)
Source: RefSeq, a predicted model, not a curated record